This is a messenger RNA of Agrilus planipennis (emerald ash borer), 2816 nucleotides long. It is a transcript of the gene pnt, whose product is annotated as protein c-ets-1-A. NCBI's taxonomy places the organism in Eukaryota, Metazoa, Arthropoda, Insecta, Coleoptera, Buprestidae. The transcript is spliced from 9 exons. Gene Ontology annotation, molecular function: DNA-binding transcription factor activity, RNA polymerase II-specific; sequence-specific DNA binding. Gene Ontology annotation, cellular component: nucleus. The record is from RefSeq and is a predicted model, not a curated record. The coding region runs from base 912 to 2561 and encodes 549 amino acids. Gene Ontology annotation, biological process: cell differentiation; regulation of transcription by RNA polymerase II.
CUUGGCACAAACUACAUCGGCUCCCCGGGCGAGAGUAUUCAUUCAUAACUAUUUGUACACAUGGAGGGAGAAGCGAACGCUUUUGGAGCCAACACAAGCCAUUCAAGUCGGGAACUGCACAGGUGCUUUUCGAACAUAUAACCAACCUCUUUGUGUUCGUUGGUAUACGACAGCCAAGCGGCAACGGCAGAAAUCGCGUUUUCUGUACGCUCUUUUCGGUCCCGUGUUCCUUUUUCUUUACGCAAACAAAAGGCGCGUCUUUUCCAUGGAAAUCCGACAUCGUGUGGCAUUUAUGUACACCAUGGUGCGCGAUUAUUGUUAUUAUUAUCGUCACGAUUGUUGAAGACCAAAACGAAAACAAAACGUCAGGAUUGUGAAAAACUCUCGAGUACAUCUUCUUUUUUGUGGAAAUGAGUAAGAUACGAUGAUGACGGUGCUAAAGAGAUGCGAAGCAUUCAGUGAUUUUCGGUUAUUGAAUUAAAGUGGGAAAGACCUGCGACUAGUACGAAUAUUAGAGAGUUUUAAACGUGGCCCAUCUAUUUAAAGAAUGUCAGAAAUAGAAACAUGACGGUUACAGUUUGAAGACAGAAAGCGUAUGCAAAAAAUCGAAACAUCUUCAUUAAGAAACAGUCACUAAAUUCUGGUCGAUAAUCCGCGGGUUUUGUUCAAUUUUUAAAAAUAGAAUUCCGAAAAGGUUUUUUCUUCCAGGUACUUCCCGAAAAUGUAAACUCUUCUUUCGCGUUCGGCGAUUUAACGCGCACGAUUUUUGUGUGAACAAUGAAUUGAAUUAUUGUGCAUUGCUUACAUUAUAAUAAUAAAUAUCUCCAUAGAUGUGUGCCGUUAAUAUCGAAACCAUUUGUGUACUCAGUGCCCUUGUUUGACUUCUAAAGUGUUAGUGAAAAUCUAGUCCUAUGUAUAUAGAUUCGGGUGGCGUUUACCUCGGGAUGGGAAUAAAAACAAUGAAGGCGUUUAAUAGACCUAAGCCAGACAUCCCGACGCAGGUACCGCCUUUAACUCCUGGAACGAACAAGACUAUGACAGAGGCCCUGAAGGCCUCGUUCGCAUCUUGGGAAAAGGAGCAAAUUAGGCUUAAUAUCACCAAAGAUCCUCGACAAUGGACAGAAAGCCAAGUCCAGCACUGGAUUCAGUGGGCAAUGAAAGAGUUUUCCUUAGAAGGAAUUGCGUUAAAUCAAUUUCACAUGAAAGGAAAAGACAUUUGUGCCAUGGGCAAGGACGCAUUUCAAGCGAGAGCUCCUGCCUUUGUCGGCGACAUCUUAUGGGAACACUUAGAAUUACUACAAAAGGAUGUAGAAAGAGAGAAGGCAUUGGCUAAUGUUCCUUCAAAUAUAUAUGAUACAAUGUGUGUUCCUGAUUUGGGAAUGUACUUGGAGUACAGUCAACCUCCCGUUCUUCCCGGUGAAGAUCGAAAACCCAUUAGUGUAACUCCUGCCCCCGCCCACACACCAACCCCCGCCGCUCCAGCACCUAUUAACAACAAUUUCGUGCAUGACGGUGGUUAUGGCCAUUUGAGUAGAAGUCCUGCGUGUCCACCGUCAUCUGAUGAUAUCAGAGAGAACGGGACGCCACCCCCGCCAGGCCCAAAUUCUAGUUUCCUUAGCUUUCAGAGAAGUCCUUACCAGCAUCUCAAAGACGGGUUUAAUAGAAGUACGUGUCCACCGCCAUCGUCUGGGGAAACGGGAAAUUUUGAAGGUUUAGAUAGCUUAGCCUCGUUGACCAACGAAGAACAAGCCCACUUAGUUUUAACACAUCCUUAUCCUCCCGAAGACCAGGAUUAUCAUUCAUUAGAAACUGGUCAUCAACCUCAAUCCUACUUAGAUAAUUCACCGGAAUUCUACGGUCUAGAAACCAAAUACCACCCCACUGCGCAGAACUUCAAAAACUACGUACGUGGAUCAGCAAGGUACAGUGAUGCUUACGGUGAAACGUAUGGGUCCCCAUACGACGGCUCGCCUUUUCAAACAGUUCCCAGUGGAAACAAUACGGGUCACGAUCAAUGGCCCCAUGGUCACGGACCACCCGACCUAGGAUCCCUAGCGGCACACGCACAUCAUCCGCACACACAUCCUGCAUUCCUGCCUGCUGGACUUUCAGGAAGAGAAGGAAUGAACAACCUGGGACCAGAUACCAAACCCAUGAUUCAAAACGGCAUGCUCGGAGGAUACCCGACUAGUGGAAAUAGCGGCGGUCCCUGUUUUACUGGUUCCGGUCCAAUUCAACUUUGGCAAUUCCUCUUAGAACUACUUACGGACAAAACUUGUCAGAAUUUUAUUUCCUGGACGGGAGACGGAUGGGAGUUUAAACUUACUGAUCCCGAUGAAGUUGCGCGACGCUGGGGUAUACGGAAAAAUAAGCCUAAAAUGAAUUACGAAAAAUUAUCCAGGGGUCUUCGAUAUUACUACGAUAAGAAUAUCAUCCACAAGACUGCCGGAAAACGAUACGUAUAUCGUUUUGUAUGCGACCUUCAGACUCUGCUUGGAUAUACUCCAGAAGAACUCCACGCAGCGGUUGAUCUUAAACCGGAAAAGAAAGACGACGACUGAUUCAUGGAAAACAGUUGGUAAUGGUGAGCGUGCAAGUCUAAAAUUUUCACGCUCAGUUUUUCACAUUGGUGCCUGAGAAACACUGCGGAUCGUUCAUAUCUCAAACUAUUAACUUUCAUAUAUUUUAGGAUAAUUCAAGUGAUAAUUUUGUAAAUUGAAAAAGUAUUAUGUUCAUUGUAUUUGUUAGAGACUGUUUUCAAUUUAUUGAUAAGAGUUGUUACAAUGCUCAUUAAUGUAAAGUGAUUUUAAACUUUU